Molecule: messenger RNA, 1715 nt
Organism: Lagopus leucura (white-tailed ptarmigan)
Lineage: Eukaryota; Metazoa; Chordata; Aves; Galliformes; Phasianidae
Product: cytochrome P450 2C4-like
Exons: 8
Coding region: 279-1592 (437 amino acids)
Biological process (GO): xenobiotic metabolic process
Cellular component (GO): cytoplasm; intracellular membrane-bounded organelle
Molecular function (GO): oxidoreductase activity, acting on paired donors, with incorporation or reduction of molecular oxygen, reduced flavin or flavoprotein as one donor, and incorporation of one atom of oxygen; iron ion binding; heme binding
Source: RefSeq, a predicted model, not a curated record
GCAGAGCGCCGGCACCAAGGUCACUCAAGGUCACACAGCGCCCCCAUUGACCCCAACGAUGUCCCCUCAUUGCCCCCAAUGCCCCCAUUGACCCCAAUCUCCCCCCCCCCGCAGCCCCAUGGAGGCGCCGUGGCUCUCAUGGCUGCUGCUGCUGCUCCUGCUGGCCCUGUUGGUCCGGCGCUGUUGGCUGGGGGGGGGGGCGCAGCCGCCAUCUUUCCCCCCCCGGGCCGCCGGCGCUGCCCAUCGUGGGGAACCUCCCCCAGGUGGGGCUCGGGAACAUGGCUGCCGCCUUCCGCAGGCUGAGCUCUCGCUACGGCCCGGUGCUGUCGCUGCGCCUGGGCUCAGAGCGGGCGGUGGUGGUGAGCGGCGUGGCGGCGCUGCGGGAGCUGCUGGUGACCAGGGGGGACGAAUUCACCAGCCGGGGGCAUUUCGCCAUCGGGGAGAAGCUGAGCGCGGAUCUGGGGCUGUUCAUGAGCAACGGGGACAAAUGGAUCAGCAUGCGGAGAUUCGCCCUGACGGCGCUGCGGGACGCGGGGAUGGGGAGCAGGAGGGCAGAGGAGAUGGCGAUGGAGGAGGCGGCUGAGCUGAUCCGAGAGCUGGAGAAGGGGGGAACUGCAGUGCAGGACCCCUCGGAGCUGCUGAGUGCGGCGGUGGGGAACGUGGCGCUGCGGCUGCUCUGCGGGCGCCGCUUCCCAUACGGGGAUUCGGGGUACCGCGAUGCGCUGCGCCGCAUGGCCGAGAACAUCCGCAUCGAGAGCUCCGCCAUGGGCAAGCUGUACAACGCCCUCCCUGCGCUGCUGGAUCCGCUGCCCGGCGCCCAUCGGCGCUUCUUCCGCAACACCGCGCGCGUGCGCAGCUUCCUGGACGGCGUCAUCGCGGGGGGGGGGCGGCGAGAAGAGCGGCGAAACAUCGCGAGAUUUCACCAUGCCCCAAUCCCAUCGCAGGCCACCCCCAGGUCGCCGUUCACAGCCACCAACCUGCAGGUGUCGGCCUUCGAUCUGUUCCUGGCCGGGACGGAAACCACCAGCCUGGCGCUGAGAUACGGCAUGAUGGCACUGAUGGGGAGCCCCACCAUCAUGGAGCGGGUUCAGGAGGAGCUGGAUCGCGUUGUGGGGUCGGAGCGGCUGCCAUCCUUACGGGAUCGCCAGGCGCUGCCCUACACCGACGCCAUCAUCCACGAGGUGCAGCGGCACCUCGACCUCAUCCCGCUGGGGUUCGUCCGCACCGUCACCAGGGACACCCCCUUCCGGGGGUACAUCAUCCCCAAGGGCAGCACCAUUUACCCCCUGCUGAGCUCAGCCCUGAAGGACCCCCACUACUUCCCGGACCCGGAGCGCUUCGACCCGCAGCAUUUCCUGGAUUCUGAGGGGAAAUUCCGCCGCUGCGAAGCCUUCAUGCCCUUCUCUGCAGGGAGGCGGAUGUGCCUGGGGGAGCCGCUGGCGCGGAUGCAGAUCUUCAUCUUCAUCACCGCCCUCCUGCAGCGCUUCCGGCUGUGCCCCCCCCCCGGGGAGGAGCCCCCCGAGCUCCGGCCCGACAUCGGCGGCAUCACCAACAUCCCGCCGGCCCUGCGCCUCCGCUUCUGUCCGAGAUGAGGCCCCCCGAAAUGGGGGAGACCCCAUCCCAAAAGGACCCCAACAACGACCCCAUAUCCCCCCCCAAGAAGACCCCCGCGGGUCGCCCCCCUCCCCCAUCCCCAAUAAAACUGUAUCCUCCAA